Molecule: messenger RNA, 570 nt
Organism: Botrytis porri
Lineage: Eukaryota; Fungi; Ascomycota; Leotiomycetes; Helotiales; Sclerotiniaceae
Exons: 1
Coding region: 1-570 (189 amino acids)
Biological process (GO): transmembrane transport
Molecular function (GO): transmembrane transporter activity
Source: RefSeq, a predicted model, not a curated record
AUGACGAUCACGCCCACAGUACCACAGAUCUUGGAGGGAUUUCAUUCACACAGUCCAUUUGACCAGACAUUACUUGUCACAAUUUGGGAGCUUGGGGAAGGGAUUGGUCCCUUUUUUAUUGCACCGCUCUCUGAAAGAUUCGGCCGGCUUCUCGUCUUCCACGUUGGAAAUUUCCCCGCUCUUUGUUGCUUGGUCGCCACCGCCCUGAGUGUGAAUAUUCUCAAGGUGAUUGCGUUCCGAUUCUUAACGGGCUGCUGCCUGUCAAUUCUCACCCUUGGGCCCGCGAUUGUCAGAGAUUUGUUCCACAUGGAACACACCGGUGUGACCACGGCAUCGGUCAUGGGAAAUCAGAUGAUAGCAGAUUUCAUCUCACCUGUCGCAGGAUCAUAUAUCGCACAGGAUCUAGGUUGGCGAUGGUCGAUUUGGCUAGCGGCCAUCGUGCUCGGAUUCUUUAGCUUUCUCUUACUGGUCGUGUCCCGGGAAACGUACGCAGCUGUCAUUCUGAAGCGGAAGGCAAAGCGAUUACAAAAGAAGAGCAUGGAUGGCAAACAGUAUCGUUCCAAACAUUAG